AUGUACAAGACGAAGGCCGUGCGGGACAAGAAGGGCCGGGUCGUGUACGAGGCGUUCCAGAGCAAGGACACGUCGCACAACACGCGCAUCCAGCCCGACCGCAGGUGGUUCGGCAACACGCGCGUCAUCGGGCAGAAGCAGCUGGACCAGUUCCGCGAGGAGAUGAGCGAGAAGGUCAACGACGCCUACACCGUGCUCCUGCGGGAGAAGAAGCUCCCGCUCUCCCUCAUCGAGGACCCCGACAAGGAGGCCAAGGCCAAGGGGAAGGAGGCGCGCGCGAACCUGCUGACGCACACGCCCUUCUCGGAGACGUUCGGGCCGGGCGCGCGGCGGAAGCGUCCGCGGCUGGCGCUGGACUCGUACGAGAGCCUCGUGGCGCGCGCGGCGGACACGCAGCAGGACUACGAGGAGCGGCAGGGGACGCGGCCGGACGGGCACGACCGGUCGCGGGCGUGGGACGCGGCGGAGUACACGGAGCAGCGCGGGCUGAUGUUCAACAAGGGGCAGUCGCGGCGCAUCUGGGGCGAGCUGUACAAGGUGGUGGACUCGUCGGACGUGGUGGUCGAGGUGCUGGACGCGCGGGACCCCGAGGGGACGCGGUGCCGGUUCCUGGAGCAGCACCUGAAGCGCAACCACCGGCAGAAGCACCUGGUGCUGCUCCUGAACAAGUGCGACCUGGUGCCGGCGUGGGUGACGCGGCUCUGGCUGCAGGCGCUCAGCCGGGAGUUCCCCGUGCUGGCCUUCCACGCGUCGGUCACGAACCCGUUCGGGAAGGGCGCGCUGCUGUCGGUGCUGCGCCAGAUGGCGCGCCUGCGGCAGGACAAGCCCGCCAUCUCGGUGGGGUUCGUGGGGUACCCCAACGUGGGCAAGUCGUCGGUGAUCAACGCGCUGCGGCAGAAGGCGGUGUGCAAGACCGCGCCGGUGCCGGGCGAGACCAAGGUCUGGCAGUUCAUCACGCUCAUGAAGCGCGUGUUCCUCAUCGACUGCCCCGGGGUGGUGUACAACAAGACGCGCGACUCGGAGGCCGACUCCGUCCUCAAGGGCGUCGUGCGCGUCGAGAACCUCGAGGACGCGACGGAGUUCAUCGAAGAGGUCCUGGGGCGCGUGAAGCCGCGCUACGUGCGCCGCGCGUACCAGAUCCGGGACUGGACGGACGCGGAGGACUUCCUCGACCAGCUCGCGCGGCGGCAGGGCAAGCUGCUCAAGGGCGGGGAGCCGGACCUGAACACCGUGGCCAAGGGCGUGCUGUACGACUGGCAGCGCGGGCGGCUGCCCUUCUUCAGCCUGCCGCCGGGCGCCGAGGAGGCGGUGCGGCUGGCGCGGGAGGCCGCGGAGGAGGAGCAGGAGGCGGAGCGGCAGGAGCGGGCGGAGGCGGGGGCCGGCGAGGCGGCCGCGGAGGAGGGGGCGAGUGAGGACGGGUCGGACCCGGAGGAGGAGGGCGCCGAGGGGAAGCUGGAGGCGGCGGAGCGCGCGGCGGUGGCCAAGGGGCUGGCGCGGGCGAACAGGCAGCAGCGGAAGGGCGACAUCCCGCAGGCGCACGGGUUCUUCGACGGCGACGACCUGGAGGCCCCCGGGGGGAGUGGCAGCGAGGAGGAGGAGGAGUCGGGCGAGGAGGACGACGGGGACAGCGGGAGCGAGGAGGGCGACGGCGAGGACAGCGACGAGGAAGGCGGCGAGCUCGGGUGGGAGGACCUCAUGAAGGAGAUGAAGGGGAAGAAGUGA
This is a messenger RNA of Pedinophyceae sp. YPF-701, 1722 nucleotides long. The record is from the annotation of a GenBank genome assembly. NCBI's taxonomy places the organism in Eukaryota, Viridiplantae, Chlorophyta, Pedinophyceae.